AACGUGCACUUCCACUUGGAGUGGAAUGGCUAAGAUUUACGCAGAAAGAGCCACAGUGACCUCUAGCGGAAGCGUCUGAGAAGUGCGAUUCUGUUUCAAUGGCAACCGUCACAGAGUUGAAAAGCGCUUUGCGAGAGACGCUGGAGGCCCGUGGGGUCCUGGGGCAGCUGAAGGCGAGGAUCCGGGCGGAGGUGUUCAGCGCGCUGGACGAUGAGAGCACGCCGCGGCCGCCGUUGUCCCACGAGAACCUGCUGAUCAAUGAACUGAUCCGAGAAUACCUGCAGUUCAAUAAGUAUCAAUACACCGCCUCGGUGCUGACCGCGGAAUCAGGUCAGCCUGAAGUUCCCCUAGAUCGGGAGUUCGUGGCCAAUGAGCUCAAUGUCACAGAAGAUUCAAGUGUCAAAGCAGUGCCAUUGUUGUAUGGAUUGCUCCAUCAUUUCCUUAGCAGUAAGGAAGAGCACAAAGGAAAACUCUUCCUAAGAGGCUCAGCAACAGUGCCUUCACAAGAACCUCAUGGCCAUCGUAAUGCAGAGUCAUAAAACUGAGGUAAGAGAGGG
This is a messenger RNA of Carassius carassius (crucian carp), 557 nucleotides long. RefSeq names its product centrosomal protein 20 (gene cep20). Gene Ontology annotation, biological process: microtubule anchoring; cilium assembly. Bases 99 to 539 code for a protein of 146 amino acids. The transcript is spliced from 4 exons. Lineage: Eukaryota; Metazoa; Chordata; Actinopteri; Cypriniformes; Cyprinidae. Gene Ontology annotation, cellular component: ciliary basal body; centrosome; motile cilium. Gene Ontology annotation, molecular function: protein binding. The record is from RefSeq and is a predicted model, not a curated record.